UGCACACACUGGCACACACAUUCCUUUUCCUUCCACCAUGAAGGAAACGCCGCGUAUGGCGCGCACUUUUUGUCAGCGAGUGUACGUGCGUAAAAACGUUUGGUCUGUUUGAUCGUCCUACUCCUGACCUGAGUUUGAAUCGUUGCUCACAAUUUGCGUCUUUUGCUGCUGCUUCCCAUUUAUCCCGCGGCAUGUUCCGAUGUAACGGAAAUCACUGUUAAUGAUCCUGAUGUAGAACGAUUGAGAAAAAUUCAGGGACGCGCACGAUUCGCCAAAAGAGGAUCGGACGACGAGGGCAAGGUCGGUAAGAUGCGUCGCGCCGAACGCGUUGCUGUCAAUCUGUGAAUUCGUUCGACGCAGUUUGCUCUAACCUUUCACGCCUUCGGCGGAGACGUCGCGGGACGCCCUGUUCAGAUCCUGAUUCCUGACUCCAAGUCUCACCCUGCGUUCUCGCAAGGUGGACCCUCUCGUGAGUCGUAACGGCGAUCAUGUCCGACAAAUUGGCCGAGUCUGUGGAGGACGACAAUUCCGUCACGAUGCUCGACGUUCUCCAGGUUGAAAGCCAGCUCGAGGAAGAUGCAUACGCCGUUUUGGGCGCGUCCGACGACCAAAAUUGUACUUAUAGCAAGGGGUACAUAAGACAAGCUCUGUAUGCGUGCAAAACGUGCUGUUCGGAUAAAAUUCGUGCUGCUGUUUGUCUGGCAUGUAGUUUUCACUGUCACGAGAAUCACGAACUUGUGGAGCUGUAUACAAAGCGACACUUCAGAUGUGACUGUGGAAAUACCAAAUUUAAUGGCAAACAAUGUAAUCUGGAGAAGCUAAAAUCUACUAUUAAUACUGAGAAUAAAUACAAUCAGAAUUUUGAUGGUGUUUAUUGUACCUGUGCAAGACCGUAUCCCGAUCCGGAAGGUGAUGAGGAUGACAUGCUGCAGUGUAUAAUAUGCGAGGAUUGGUAUCAUUUAAAGCACCUGGAAUGCGACAACAGUGUACCAGCAGAUAAUGCAUAUGAUGAAAUGAUCUGUGCAAGCUGUAUGAGGGAACAUGACUUUCUGUGGAAAUAUGCAACAAAACAUGCAGUCCUAAAGAAAACGGAUACAAAAUCGAGUGUAUCUGAGAAAAAUGAAGAGAUAAACGUCAGUGAGUUGCCGAAAGGAUGUCAAAUGCCAAAAGUUAACUGUGCAGAUACCAAGGGAAGCUGUUUUUGGAUAGAGGGUUGGAGAACUGCAUUAUGCACUUGUGACGAAUGCAAAUCUUUAUAUAAUGCAAAAGACAUUGCAUUUCUACUCGAUCCGAAAGAUAGUGUGCAAGCAUAUGAGGAAGCAGGCAAAAUGAAUAAACGUGAAUCUCAAUACGAAAAAGGCAUGAAGGCUCUGGCCAGUAUGGGGCACGUACAAAAAUUGACGGCGAUUGAAGAGUACAACAAUAUGAAAGAACGACUCAUGCAAUAUUUACAAAAAUUUGCUGAAAACAAGAAAGUCGUACGCGAAGAAGACAUUAAAGAAUUCUUUUCGGAAAUGGAAUCCAAGAAACGUCCUAAAGUAACAGUGCCAACAUAUUGUCGUUGAAAACUUGUACUUUGCCCCCUCCUUUUCCUCCUCUCAUAGUUAACAAUGAUUCAAAUAAAAUUUAAAAAAACAUUUUAUUAUGGCAGGUUAUCGUAUAUAUCUUGAUUUUUAAGAGUUUUAUAUUUAAUAUUUGAUCGGUACACAUGUCGGAGUCUCAAUACAAACUUCUUUAUAGAAUUACAGGAGAAGAUGAAAAGGUAAAGAGAACGUAAUUUACAGAUAUAAAUUUUGUCAAAGAAGAGUAUUGAUUAAAAGAAGAUUCGCGAUUUCUUUGCAUGUAUGAUAUUUGAUCUCUAAUUCGAUCUAAUUACGAAUAAAUUUUUUAUAGAAAAAUUUAACGAA
Messenger RNA from Wasmannia auropunctata (little fire ant), 1907 nucleotides. RefSeq names its product putative E3 ubiquitin-protein ligase UBR7. Bases 489 to 1565 code for a protein of 358 amino acids. Gene Ontology annotation, molecular function: ubiquitin protein ligase activity; zinc ion binding. Gene Ontology annotation, cellular component: cytoplasm. NCBI's taxonomy places the organism in Eukaryota, Metazoa, Arthropoda, Insecta, Hymenoptera, Formicidae. The transcript is spliced from 7 exons. The record is from RefSeq and is a predicted model, not a curated record.